CAACAACCUCUCGCAAACUGUUUUGGAACUGUUCAUGAAUGCAAUUGAGAAAGAUGGCCUAUGGCCAUCACGUAUUCGCGUUGACCAUGGGGUGGAAAACGUAUUGGUAUGCGAUGCCAUGGUGAGUGCAAGAGGUGAAGGCAGGGGAAGUUUUAUUGCGGACCCUUCCACAAGAAACCAGAGAAUUGAAAGACUUUGGAGAGAUGUGUUUAGGUGUGUAUGUAGCUUUUUUUUUAUUAUAUAUUUUAUGCAAUGGAAGAUGCUGGUUUACUUAACAUCAACAGCCCUAUCGAUUUGUUUGCACUUCAUUUGACAUUUAUUCCAAGAAUAAAUUUUGCUCUUCGUGAGUUUUUGGAGGGUUCUAAUCAUCACCGGGUAAGAACAGCCAAUCACUGGUCUCCAUAUCAGAUGUGGGUAAAUGGUAUGCUUAAUACAAACAACCCAUUAGCACACGGGGAAUUGGAUGAAGACCCUGACGAUCUAGCAGUGUAUGGCAUUGAUCCAGCAGCACCAUCUCCUUUUGAGGAUAGUGACAACAAUGUGGUGGUUCCUCCAGUUAAUUUACCUGGGGACAAUCAGCUUAUUCAAUCAUAUGUUGAGGAUAGGAUCGACCCCCUAAUGCCAUCAACCGAAAUGGGAAUAGACAUUUAUGAAAUGAUCCACCAGAUCAUCCAAGAUAACAUUUAAUCAUAGAUGUAAUAGCUAUAGACCAUAACCAGUGGCAAAGCUAGCCAUAGCAACACGUUAAUCUAGGCAAAUUUUUACUGAUUUGCAUUCUGGUUGGAAAUAUUUAUUUAUCACAAGCUUUCGGCUGCCAUAAAACUCGUGAUAAAUAAAUAUUUCCAACGACCGUCUCAAAAUCAUUAUCUUUAAAAAUGUAUUGUAGAUUCACAUUGCCAUGGCUAGCUUUUCACCUGCUAUAAAUGUGUCUGUGUCACCAAAUACUUGAUUGCGUUGAUAUUUAUUCUGAACAAUAUAUAACAAUUUAAGUGAUAUUAGCCUGACAUGGUGAUAUUAGCAUGCACAGGAGGUGGAACAAGGAGUGUUCUACACCUAAAGUACUUCUGCUGAGAAGUCUCACCCUUCAAUAUCUCCAGAGUUGUAACUAAAGAGGUCACAAUGCAGAAAGCACAAAAAUGAUCAACAAAUAUUGUGACAUUUAUUAAUAUAUUAAUAUAUUAACAGAUUUUGUGCCACUUCUUGUGGCUCAAAAGUAUAUCAUAUUAUAUUAUAAUCUAUUAUAAUCUGACCUGCAUAUAUCGGCAUGUACUAAGAGGCGAAACGUCGAAACGAAACCACCGAAACGAAGAGGCCGAAACGAAACAGUAGCAGUAGAAACCACCGAAAAUUUAAGUUACAGGAAAAAUGCAAAAUAUUAAAAUAUGAAAUCUAUGGGAAAUGUUUUGGAAAUUUUAAGACAAUUUGGGGGGGGGGGGGAGCUUUUGAGGACUUUGACUACAUUAGCGCAGAAUACUAACGUGCUUCUGUUUAGGGCACUUGCCAAGGAGCGGAUAGAUGACAAACAUCGCGUGUGCAAAACACAAUAGAGAUGACUUUCUGAAUAGAUUGGUAUUCUAUGCUAAUGCAGUCAAAGUCCUCUAGGUUGUCCGAACUCCCCCCCCCCCCGAAUUGUCUUACAAUUUCCAAAAAAGUUCCCGUAGAAUUCAUAUUUUAAUAUUUUGCAACUUCCAUUUUUCCUGUAAUUUAUAUUUUCGGUGGUUUCGGCCUUUUUUUUUCGGUCGUUUUGGUGGUUUCAUUUCGACGUUUCGCCUUUUAUUAUGUUACAAAUACCUCCACUUUAAAUCUUUUGAGUUUACCAGGUUUUGCUAUUAAAGUUUAGCAGUAUCUGUUAAUACAAAAUUAAGAUUCAAAUGAACCAACCAAUUUGAAUUUUGAACAACUAUUUAACAAUAGCCAACAGUUUCAGCAUAACUAAACAAUCUAAACACAAGUAUUGAGUUAAAACUCCGCAGUAACCUUCAAUUGUCAUGUUUUGGUUUUUGAUUAAACAAGAUCUCUCCAUUCACAUGUGUCCAAAGUAAGCGCUCGCAAAGGCACAAUCAUAAGCGUGAAAGAGUUCUUCUUCACUUGGCAAAGUGGAAUUGUUGUCUGAACACUUUGGGAUGUACAGAGUAUUUGCACACGUGUUGGCUGUUGGGAGGUAUGAUCAACAAGAAUUGCCUUCAAAUGAUGCAUCCACAAACUCGAUGCAAGGGUGUACAGCAAAACCAAGAAGUGGUUCUUCGUCACUACAAGUUGCGAACUGAAGGAUAUGUUCCAGGGUUACUGAUCCUCGUUGUCCACUUGCGGCUUUUCUGGUAUACUUGGGAAAUAAUGCGUAGAUUUCAUUUUCACGGCGGUAUGCAUUAGAGCCGACUUCAGAAAACUUCGGCUGAAGAAGGCUAAUCAAUUUUCUUCUUGUCAACGAAGCAGCGGGGGAAGCUCUGAACAAAUUUCGGAAUGUUGGUAAACAAUGUCCUAUUUGACAAAGACCGAGCAUGUCAAAACCAUUCUGAAGCUUUGCAAUGCACAGAUUGGUGGGCGUCUUUGGUGAAAACAGUGCCUGGAGAUCUUCCUCAUUUAGGAACCUUGGAAUAGCUCUGUUCUGCAAGGUGCUGAGGGCCAUUAUCAACCCAACAAUGGUAUAGUCGUCCGCAAGAUGUGCUUUGAGGCCAUUAUCAAAAUAUGUAGUCUUGUUUUCUUUUAAGCAAAUGCGGAAAAAUUCCCUGCGGGGUCCACCAUUAUCCUGAGCGGUCUCAUUAUAAAAAGACACUUCAAGUUACUCUUGGAUUCUCAAUGGAUUUCACUUCUUCAAAUGCAGUUUUUAAAACAUCGUAUCUAUUAAUUAAGAUGUAGGAAGUUUCACCUUCUUAGCUGACAGUGACAUCUUGUACAUCCAAUGGCCUGCCAGUAACAAUACAACUUUGGACAUAACGUAAGAUUUCUACAGGAUUUGUAAUGUCAUUACUUUUACAAUAAUCGACACAAUCACAUGCAACUGAUUCCAAUGGACCUCGGAAGCUUGCUCUAGAUUCUCCUUUGUUUUCUUCUAAAACCCACAGGUUCUUUGGUUUUGGUACUUCUUCAACUGUUUUCUCAGGUGCAGGCAAUUCCACUACUUCAUCCAUAGAAAAAGCUGGCCUGGACAAUGUUUCUGAAAGAUAACAAAUUUUGGCUUUUCAAAAGACUGCACUUUAUAUAAUAAACAGAAAACUUCAUGGAUGCUUCAAAAUACCAGAUUUAUUUCUCGUGUUGAACAUUUCACUCCUUCGCUGUGCUCACGCUUGAGAUAUCAUGUUCAAUACUCAAAAUAAAUGUUGUAUUUCCGUGCACCCAUGUAUUGGCUGAUCGCAUUAUUAAUCCAAACCCCC
Paramuricea clavata is the source of this 3371-nucleotide messenger RNA. The record is from the annotation of a GenBank genome assembly. Lineage: Eukaryota; Metazoa; Cnidaria; Anthozoa; Malacalcyonacea; Plexauridae.